UGAGAGCCUUUCCCAGGUCUGAACCAAACUUGCAACAAAUUCUGAAUAACACCGGACCCGACACUUCGGCACCCUAAAAAGCUGUCGUGAAGCUGGAGGGGUCAUAAGACUCCAGUUGGGGUGGCUGUUGGCCACUGCAUUCCUCCGUUUUCUUACACCCUUCGCUCCUUCCCUAAUCGCCAAUUUUUUGAAAUUGAUCUACCAGAAGUCUCGCGCUCAUCGUCCUGCGCCGCGUGGGAUGCACCACGACAUGCAACAUGGCUCGGACGCCAUCGAGCCCGAUUCCUUGGAGGUCGAUUCAACAUACGCCGAGUCGUUGGGUGACGCAAGCUAUACCACAAGUAUCACAUCAACUGCACUAAAUUAUCAAUAUGAGAACGGUCGCAGAUACCACUCCUACCAUGAAGGCGAAUAUAUCCUGCCCAACGAUGAGCGAGAACAAGACCGUCUUGAUCUGAGUCACCACAUUUAUUUGAUGCUCCUCAAAGGGGAGCUUCAACUCGCUCCAAUAAGAAGCCCAAGGAGGGUUCUAGAUCUUGGUACAGGCACGGGGAUAUGGGCGAUCGAUUUUGCCGACGAACAUCCGGAAACAGAAGUAAUUGGAAUCGAUUUGAGUCCCAUUCAACCAUCAUGGGUACCGCCAAAUUGUCGCUUUGAAAUUGACGAUUUUGAACAACCGUGGUCAUACAGCCAACCGUUCGACUUCAUCCAUGGACGCGAGCUAGAGGGUGCUAUCCGCAAUCACGACACAUUAUUCCAACAAGCCUUCCAGUAUUUGAAUCCAAAUGGAUGGUUUGAAAUGUCCACGAUCGAAGUCAAUACCUAUUCCGAUGACGAUACCCAUCUCAAAGCAACGAAUAUGCUCGAGAGUGUAACGCAAUUACACGCAGGAUCAAAGAUGUUCGGAAAGGAAAUGGCAUCCGUCUUCACCUGGAAAGAGAAGAUGGAGAAGGCCGGGUUCAUUAACGUCAGAGAAGAAAUUUUCAAGCUUCCACAAAGUCCGUGGCCCAAGGAUCCCAAGCUGAAAGAGCUGGGACGAUAUCAUCAACUUAACAUGUUGGAGGCUAUGCCCACUUACAGUUAUGCGCUAUUCACACGCAUGCUUGGAUGGGAUCGAAUAGGGAUCGAAGCGCUUUUGGCAGGUGUCCGCCACGAACUAAAGGAUUUGUCGAACCAUUUGUAUUCAAAAGUACAUAUGGUGUAUGGGCAAAGACCAGAAUGACUUUUAUCAUGGCUCCAAGAUGUACAUAAAAUUAAUCCAGAGCAACGAAAAUCUACC
This is a messenger RNA of Penicillium subrubescens, 1279 nucleotides long. RefSeq names its product class I SAM-dependent methyltransferase. The coding region runs from base 239 to 1222 and encodes 327 amino acids. Gene Ontology annotation, molecular function: methyltransferase activity. The transcript is spliced from 12 exons. NCBI's taxonomy places the organism in Eukaryota, Fungi, Ascomycota, Eurotiomycetes, Eurotiales, Aspergillaceae. The record is from RefSeq and is a predicted model, not a curated record.